AUGGGUGGCUUCAAGGGAGUCACCUUGGUCAAUACACUCUUGAAUAAUAGUCAGUUUGUUGUUGAGCUCCUUUUUUUGCUUGAAGAUAUCCCCGAAGGUGUAUUUGUUCCAGCCCCAGACGUUUCUUUUGACCAAGUUGGGCUUUUGGUCAAUCUUGAACAUAGGAGUACCAGCAUUUGUGCUAUUCCAAAGGAGCAAGGGGUUGUGGUCAGAGACCGUUCUGGGGAGGGUAGUGAGCUUCAAGGCUGGAUCAAUUCCCGAGUUGCCCGAGAUGAGAAAUUUGUCAAUUUUAUGUUAGAUUGCUGUGGACCUGGUAGCAGAGUAAUUGUAACCACUCCUGACCGCCAUAUCCUAAACUUGAGGAUGCCCCCUGAAAACAUUUAUGAAUUGCAAGGUCUUCGGGAGGAUGAAGCUUUAGAGUUAUUUUGUUGGCAUGCAUUUAAGCAAGCAAAUCCAUAUGACUCUUUCCAAAACCUAACCACUAAGAUUAUCAAGGCUUCUGGUGGGAUUCCGCUUACAUUAGAAGUUCUAGGUGGAUUUUUAUCUGGCAGAGAGACCGGUGAUAAAUGCUGGAUAGAAGCACUUAGAAUGCUUGAGAAUCUCAAUGAUCCAGAUAUAUUUGAACCCUUGAAGAUCAGUUAUGACUCUCUUCUUCCAUCGGAGAAAGAGAUAUUCCUAGACAUUGCAUGCUUGUUCAUUGGCCAAGACAUAGAAGAGCCAUCUAUCUUCUGGGAAGAAUUGGGCUUAGAUGUAGGCAUAGCCCUCCGCAAUCUUCAGCACAAAUUACUCAUAAAGAUUGAUAUUGACAAUAAGUUCAGAAUGCAUGAUCUUUUACGAGAUUUAGGAAGACGUAUAGUGGUAGAUGAAUCUUUAGGAAACCUCGGCAAGCGAAGCAGACUGUGGAAGCAGCAGGAUGUGGAAAAAGUAAUUAAUGAGAAACGGGGUACCGAGAAUAUCAAGUAUCUCCUACACGCACCAGAAGGAGAUGGAACCAGAACCAGAUUGAAAAAGAAUAGUUUAGCUUCAAUGAAUUGUCUGCGGUACCUUUGUUUCAGGGAUACCGUACUAAAGGAAAGUGAUAGAAGCAAAUUAUCACCGGAUUUGAAAUGGUUAGACUGGAAGCGGUGUUCACUGGAAGUCUUGCCGCAGCAAUGGAACCUUCACCAGCUAGCUAAUCUUGAUCUGAGUUCCAGAAGCAUUUCCCAUGGGAGCGACUUACGAUUCUCUGUCAAGCAGUUGUGGAAUGAACAAUCACAUCGGAAACCUGUCAUUGUUAGCGAAACUGGACCGAGAGUCUUGUCUGAUGGUUACUUUACCUCCAUUAGUAGGUCAUCUCAAACACCUGCUCUGCCUCAAUAUGAACAGCUGUGA
This is a messenger RNA of Cryptomeria japonica (Japanese cedar), 1371 nucleotides long. RefSeq names its product disease resistance protein L6-like. NCBI's taxonomy places the organism in Eukaryota, Viridiplantae, Streptophyta, Pinopsida, Cupressales, Cupressaceae. The record is from RefSeq and is a predicted model, not a curated record. Gene Ontology annotation, molecular function: ADP binding. Bases 1 to 1371 code for a protein of 456 amino acids. The transcript is spliced from 5 exons. Gene Ontology annotation, biological process: defense response.